This is a messenger RNA of Diprion similis, 1143 nucleotides long. RefSeq names its product STAGA complex 65 subunit gamma-like. The transcript is spliced from 8 exons. The coding region runs from base 3 to 1028 and encodes 341 amino acids. Gene Ontology annotation, cellular component: SAGA complex. The record is from RefSeq and is a predicted model, not a curated record. NCBI's taxonomy places the organism in Eukaryota, Metazoa, Arthropoda, Insecta, Hymenoptera, Diprionidae. Gene Ontology annotation, molecular function: protein heterodimerization activity; transcription coactivator activity.
UAAUGAAGUCGAGCAAGUGUAGUACGACUGCUGCUGGGGCCCAUUGGGGGGAAUUACCUACCAGAGAAACUCACAAACAGGAAAUAAUCACCCCGGAUGUUAUUGAGAACAUUUGGAGGCAAGUAAUCGAAGACACGAAAUCAUCAGACUUCGAUUUUCAAACGGAUAACCAAGUGGAAUAUUUUCAGUUACCUAACAUCAAUCCGCAUGUAUUAAACACCAUCACCCUUCACCAGCGGUUGCGAGAUCUCGAGGAUGGAGGUACUCCCGGCCCUGCGAUGGAAAUCGAUGGACCGACAUCGCCAGAAGUUCGAGAGCAGUUGAAUCCAUUUCAUUUUUCAUUUCCGCAUGAGGAGACGGAGACUGAUUCAAAAGACUCGAAAAUACCUGAUGAAUCUCCGGUUAACCCGACCUACCUAACACCAGAAACAGCGCAUGGCCUGCUGAGGCAUUCUGUUAUCGUGUUGCUGGCCCAUACCGGUUUCGAAAAUUCUUCUGAUAUUGCCAUCGAAGCAGUAACAGAUAUCGCGGAUCAAUUCCUCCAACGUAUGACGAGGCUACUCAAACUCGCAGCGGAGCAGGAUAAAUGCGGGUUCCCUGAUGCCGUUGAACGUGUCCUAUACGAAACAGGCAUAGGUGGAGCCCAAUCGCUUCACGAUUAUUAUCAAGAAAAUGUACUGAGGUUUGAAACGAAUAUGAAACAGAAUGUUGAAAGAGCGGAAGUAGAGCGAAGGGAGAUGGAACUCGACGCUGGAAAUAACAGGAUGGAACAGAACGAUGGCUUUGGUGGUGUAGGUUUUGACGAACUUGACGCAUUUGGGAACGUAUGCAGAGAAGUCCCGACUUUGCAACUGCUGGAUCCAGAGUUAGGUUUUCCCCCCAGUCUCGAUGCCGGAUUUCAAAUGCUUCAUAGUCUGGAGCAAGAAGGCUUGGAGGUUGAGGAGGAAGAGGUGAAUGUUAGCGACUCUCCAAAUUCGUCUCGCCAACGGCAGUCCGAAACUUUGAUCGACAAAAGGAAGAAAGUGUGACUAAUUGUCCCACAACAGAAUUAUACAAUUCCUUCGAAAAUCUCGAAUGAAGAAAAAUCAUACGCAAAUACUACAGUGUUGUUUUCUACUGUAAAAAUUUAAUUCCUCUAGUUAA